Messenger RNA from Fusarium poae, 921 nucleotides. RefSeq lists its product as uncharacterized. Lineage: Eukaryota; Fungi; Ascomycota; Sordariomycetes; Hypocreales; Nectriaceae. The record is from RefSeq and is a predicted model, not a curated record. Bases 1 to 921 code for a protein of 306 amino acids. The transcript has a single exon.
AUGUCAAAAAAGCACAAUUAUACAACCCUUGUGGAUCUGGGGUCAUAUAAACUCGAGGUAACGGUUCACGGACCGCCCCGACGUGCCCACAACCCGAUUGUGGUCAUCAUUCCCGACAUUGGUAGCAGUAUCAAAGAAUGGACUGCUGUCACCAAAAUGCUAGCAGAUUCCAUGGCCGUGGUUAGGUACGAACGCGCUGGAUACGGUCAAAGCGAAAGUGUCUCGUCGGGGGACUCCAGAGCACCUGCGGCCUUGGCGAUGGAACUACAUACGUUCUUACGAGCUGCGAAAAUCGCACCACCUUACAUCAUGGUCUGCCACUCUCGUGGUACCAGCAUACUGCGGGAAUUUACAAAGUUGAGAAACCUGGCCCAAUUCAAGGGUUUCGUAUUUGUGGACGCAAAGACUGGGCCAUUGGAUCUGUCUAUCGAAGCGAAACUUUCAAGGUCUGAUUCGUUAAAGCUGUGCUAUGGAGACUGUCAUCGUUUAGGCGAGUCGGCGUGGCAAGCUUUAUUAGACGAAGAGGCUCGUGCGGGUCAUCAAGCAGCAGCUGAAAGUGAAAUAGCCGAAUACCAUGGUAGUGGAGAAAGCUCUUUUGUCAUGGACCCGUCCGGUGUUGAACAACCUGAAUACGGACGUGUGCCUCUGGUGGUUCUCCAGGCGGAUGCUGCGGUUGAUACGAGAAAGAUAUAUGGAGACGAAGAGUUGACGGGGAACGAGACAGAGGCUGACGUAAAGGACAUGAGAGAAGCUGCUGAACGACUGAAUGUGUUGGAGGCUACGAGACAAAAGAGACUAUCAAAGUUGUCUGAGCGAUCACAAUACCAGUAUAUGACCGGAGUGGGAGGAAGGAUACACUUGGUUUCGCCUGAAAAGGCUGUAGCUGCUGUGACAUGGAUUCUAAUGCAGUAUAGAUGUUGA